Messenger RNA from Solanum pennellii, 776 nucleotides. RefSeq names its product 60S ribosomal protein L23-like. Gene Ontology annotation, cellular component: ribosome; cytosolic large ribosomal subunit. The transcript is spliced from 2 exons. NCBI's taxonomy places the organism in Eukaryota, Viridiplantae, Streptophyta, Magnoliopsida, Solanales, Solanaceae. Gene Ontology annotation, molecular function: large ribosomal subunit rRNA binding; structural constituent of ribosome. Bases 184 to 585 code for a protein of 133 amino acids. The record is from RefSeq and is a predicted model, not a curated record. Gene Ontology annotation, biological process: translation.
UUCCAUUGGAAAUUAGAAAAAUAGCCUUGUUGAGGGAAAUUCCAACGCGAGGAUUCAUUUCACACUUCUUCUUUCACUUCCAUCAUCUCUCUCAAUCUCGACUAUAUGCUUCAAGACUUUUGGGAUUUUCAAUAACAGAUAUCGAAACGAGGAUAAUGAGGUUCCGCUGGGAACAAGUUCAGAAUGUCAUUGGGUCUGCCGGUGGCGGCGACGGUGCACUGCGCCGAUGAGGCUGGUGUGAAGAACCUGUACAUCAUUUCUAUGAAAGGGAUCAAGGGAAGGCUUAACAGGUUGCCUUCAGCUUGUGUUGGAGAUAUGGUAAUGGCUACCUUGAAGAAGGGUAAGCCAAAUCUCAAGAAGAAGAUUAUGCCUGCUUUCUUUGUUCGUCAGCGCACGACAAUGUUAGUUUCCCUUUUCCCUUACAUCACUAAACAAGGUUCAUUUGAGUUCGAGGUCACCAGUGAAGUCGGUUGUGGUGGAAUAACUUAUUUCAACUCAUCAUUGUCUUAUUCGUUGCUCAUAAUGAGAAAUUUCAAGGAAAUUGAGGUCAAGUAUAGACUUCAACAUACUCGACUUUUGGAUUGAUGAUUUCAUAAAGAUUUAUUGCGAAUUUUCUGGAGAUUUUUAAUUCCAUUUGAAUUAGGAGUUAAUUAGUUGAUUUUAUGUUGAGAUUAUUACAUUUAGUUAGAUCUCAAUUUUACUUGUGAUAGAAGAGAUAAUUUAUUUUGAAAUUAUUUACUUAUUACUACUUAUUUCUUUGAUUAUAGUAUAAGUAA